Messenger RNA from Haliotis rubra (blacklip abalone), 3225 nucleotides. RefSeq names its product hephaestin-like protein. Gene Ontology annotation, biological process: iron ion transport. The record is from RefSeq and is a predicted model, not a curated record. The transcript has 13 exons. Gene Ontology annotation, cellular component: plasma membrane. The coding region runs from base 376 to 3225 and encodes 949 amino acids. Lineage: Eukaryota; Metazoa; Mollusca; Gastropoda; Lepetellida; Haliotidae. Gene Ontology annotation, molecular function: oxidoreductase activity; copper ion binding.
GCUCCGAUUGGCCCUUGAUCAUCUGCUGCCGUUAUGCCAGUGUAACCAUGCUCACAAGGUUGUGUCAUUAUUUGGUCUGGGGGACUAUUUUCCGCACUUAAAUAUUUCACCUUUGCCAAAUUAGGGUCAGACAAGGUAAUCGCUCUAAUCACUGCCUCUUAUCAUCAGACCGAUUUGUUGACAAGUGCAUCAGAUGUUCAAAGCGGAAAAGUCAACAGAUUUUCUCACUGUGAUUCACGUGAUCAGGUUAAGUCUCGUGAGGUCACGGAUGAGUGAAUCGGGUAGAAAGAUGCAGUGUCCGCGACAUCCAUAUCGGCAAACGUCGGCAGCUGUGAGGACGGGGCGAGCAAGACGGAGACUGAUUGUGCCAUUACUAUGUUGGAGAACAUGCUGGCGGCCAUGCUUGUCUGUCUGUGCGUCACUACAUCCGGGGUAGCUGGAGACAGGCUGUUCUAUGUUGCGGCCACUGAGGAGUAUUGGAAUUAUAUGCCGCUAGGUGGCGACGUCGUCAACAUAGAGAGACUGAAAACCAGCAGUGCGAAGUCGGGACACCAUGGAGAUGGUCUUGUGUUCAAGAAGGCAAUCUACAGAGAGUACACAGACGAAACCUUCAGCACAGAGAAACACAAGCCGACAUGGCUGGGAUUUGUCGGACCGAUUCUGUACGGCGAGGAGGGCGAGUUCAUCAACGUCACUUUCUUCAACAACGCCAGCAGGACCUUCUCCAUGCACCCCCACGGCGUCAUGUACAGCAAACACAAUGAAGGUGCGGCGUAUGCGGACGGUAGCCAUGACAACUACACGACCACACCUCCUGAUAUCGUGGAACCUGGAUGUACCUUUACUUACAAGUGGAAAGUAACGCCCAACUCUAGCCCGUCAGAGGGCGACCCGGACUGUCUGACAUGGCUGUACCACUCCCACGUGGAUACCGCCAAGGACACCAACUCAGGGCUGGUCGGGUUCCUACUGACCUGUAGACGAGGUGCUCUCAACAACACAAACCUCGACCGCCACUACGCCUUGUACGUCACCACCGUGGACGAGUCCAAGAGCUGGUACAUCAACGACAAUGUGAAACACUUCUCUCGCAACAUCAGCACCGAAGAUGUGGGCUUCAGUUGGACGUCCUCCAUCCACGCCAUCAACGGCUACGUGUUCGGCAACCUCCCCGACAUCACAGCCUGUGUUGGAGAAACAGUCACGUGGCAUAUGGCCGGCCUAGGGUCAUCCCAGGAUCUCCACUCGCUGUCCAUCAGUGGCCAUUCUUUCGAAUACUUCCAUCACAGACAGAACACCAUCAACCUGGACGUGGCCCAGUUUUCUACUGCCACCACCACUGCGGUUUCUCCGGGCAGGUGGCGCAUCAGCUGUCAGGUGGCCGAGCAUGCUGCAAACGGGAUGGUAGCCAUCUUUGCCGUCCGGAUGUGCGAUCGUCUGCGAUAUCAGCCGACGUACCUCCGCAACCUCCGCAGGCACUACAUUGCGGCGGAGGAAAUUAUCUGGGACUACGGACCUACAGGCAGAAACUUAUUCACUGGCGACCUCCUCACCGAACAAGGAAGUGAAUCUGAAAAGUAUUUCAAGCGAGACAACCACCACAUCGGUGGAGCGUACAAGAAGGCUGUCUUCAGUGCAUAUGACGACUACAAGUUUAAAGCCAAGAAAGUCGAAGAUGGCCGCUGGAAGCAUAACGGUUUUCUUGGUCCUGUGAUACGAAUCGAGGUUGGAGAUUUGGUUCAAGUCACCUUCAAGAACAUAGCAAGUCGUCCCUACUCCUUGUAUGCUGAAGGCGUGAAGGUUUUGAAGAGCAGUGAGGGAGCCGAGUACAACGACGGCAGUGACGCAACAGCUGACAACAGGGUGCCCCCUGGCGGGACCAUCACAUACUACUGGACAGUACCGGAAGAGAUGGGACCGACGGACAGCGAUCCACAAUGUCUCACGCGGGUAUACACAUCCGGUGUCAACCCCAUUAAAGACAUGUACAGUGGGUUGAUCGGGCCAUUGCUGAUAUGCAAACGAGGAACUCUUAAUGGACGGAACGAGCAGAUAAACGUGGACCGGGAGUUCCACCUGCUGAUGUCUGUGAUGGACGAGAAUGAGUCGUGGUACCUGGACGACAACAUCGACCUGGCCGGGGUGGACGUCAGCUCCACAGACAGCCGCCACUUCUCCGACUCCAAUCUCAUGCACAGCAUCAACGGUCUGAUGUACGGGAACCUUGAGGGGUUGGACAUGUGCGUGGGCGACCGCGUCAGCUGGCACGUCCUCAGCAUCGGCACAACAGUGGACAUCCACUCAAUGUAUUUCCAUGGAAACCCGUUCUCGCGUGUGCACACCCACCGCAUAACCACCUUCCUGAUCCCCGGGUCGAGGAGGACAUUGUACAUGACCCCGAGAUGCUCAGGAGAGUGGGCACUGACCUGUCAGACAGACAACCACUUCAAGGCGGGCGAGAAGACGUUGUAUAGGGUGUCGAAAUGCGCCUCCAGCAGCAUGAAGGAUGAACCCAGUCAAGGAAAGGAGCGUGUAUUCUAUAUCCAGGCGGAACAGGUGGAGUGGGACUACGCCCCCACAGGCCGUGACGUCACGUAUAAUAAACCGUUACCACCAAAAUAUGAAUACAGACACUUCAUGAAGGUGCUUUACCGUGGAUAUACUGAUUCGUCCUUCAAGACACAGCUCAACAGAACAGGGGAGGAAUACCUUGGUAUGCUUGGACCCGUUAUACGUGUAGAAGUAGGGGACACGUUGAAGAUUGUCUUCAGAAACAAGGCGCAUCGAACCUUUUCCAUUCAUCCUCAGGGCCUGGCCGACGGCUCUGGGAGAGCGUCAGUCGGGAGUCGAUUACGACCCGACCAGCCUUCCGUACAACCAGGCCAGGUUCACACGUAUCUAUGGAAGGUUCACAAUGCCUCCGGCCCAGGGAAAGCGGACCCAGACUGCGUCAACUAUCCGUACUAUUCCGACGUGAAUCCAGUGAGGGAUGUCAACUCGGGGCUGGCUGGGGCAGUCGUCGUGUGUAGGCCGGGGACGCUGGGCAGUGAUGGACACAGGUUAGACGUGGACAAGGACUUCGUGAGUUACUUGACCGUUGUAGACGAAGGAAAGAGCUGGUUGGCAGACAAGAACUUGGAGAGAUGUCAAGGACGGUAUGGUGUCAUGGCCGCCAAAUUGGGAAAGUGUGCUCCGGGGUCCUUCUAUGGUACGUGGCAUCUGUGA